Belonocnema kinseyi is the source of this 1586-nucleotide messenger RNA. It is a transcript of the gene Glob1, whose product is annotated as extracellular globin-E1. Gene Ontology annotation, biological process: oxygen transport. Gene Ontology annotation, cellular component: extracellular region; hemoglobin complex. Gene Ontology annotation, molecular function: oxygen binding; heme binding. The coding region runs from base 448 to 954 and encodes 168 amino acids. The transcript has 4 exons. Lineage: Eukaryota; Metazoa; Arthropoda; Insecta; Hymenoptera; Cynipidae. The record is from RefSeq and is a predicted model, not a curated record.
AUCGAGACUCGAAAGCGCACCUCCAGAAGCGUGCCACGGGGACGUGUCACAGGUUGUUUGAUUCAGUCCUCUGCAAAGCUCGCAGCCUGAAACAUCUGCUUUAGUGCUCCGCAAUCAACCGCCACGAAAGUGAAUUGUGCAUCAUCGACAUAGAAAAUCAAUUCAAUUCAGCUGCCUCAGUGCUAAACUACUUUUCUCACCAAUUCAUCUUUUUAUUCUCCUUACUUGUUCGAAUUCUUAACCAUGUUCUUUCUUUUCCUUUACGAAGGAAACAAUCAAUAAAAAAAGGACUAAAUUCAUUGAAAAGUUUCAUUAUUCGGUUCGAAAUAGUUGCCUUUAUUAAAAAUUUGGUCGUAUUCAUGUUUUAACAAAAACUAGGAUGCUAUUUACGAGGAUCAUUUAACAGGAUCUUUUUUAUCUGAAAAAGCUGUUAUUUGUGAAGGGACAAUGGGGUCUUCCCUUAGCAUGCUCUGGGGUACAAAUGAUAAUGUUAUCGAUCCUGCCACAAAUUUAUCUGGAAAGCAAAAAAAGCUUGUCUUGAGCACAUGGAAUAUUUUAAAAAAGGAUCCCACUAGCACAGGAGUUGCUAUUAUGACUGCGUACUUCAAAAAAUAUCCGGAGUAUCAAAAAUUCUUUGUCUCUUUCAAAGACAUUCCGCUGGAAGAGCUUCCGGGUAAUCACAAAUUCCAGGCGCAUUGCUUAAACGUGAUCACGGCUUUAGGGAUUGCAAUCGAUGCGAUCAACAAUCCUCCUUUACUGGAGGCAAGCUUGACCAACUUGGGUGAAAGGCAUCGGAAACGCGGACAGACACGAGAACACUUUGACCAUCUCAAAGUGGUGGUUUUGGAAGUUUUGAGCGCAAGUCUUGGUUCAAAAUACACACUAGAAGUUCGAGAUGCUUGGAGCAGAACGCUCGAUACUACUUUCGAAUGCAUCUGUAAAGAACUCUCCUAAUAAUUAUAAAUUACUUUAGAAUGCCUUGGAAUAUAAAUUACCAAGAAAAAACUGACAAAUACGUUCAACGUAAAUGGAAUUGGAAAAUACUGUCGGCCUAUCAAAAUUAUAAUUACUGCGUUAAUAUAGAAAGAAAAUUGAGUCGAAGAAAAAACUCUAUCUAAAUUUGCAUUUAAAUGCAUUUUACCGCUUCUCUUCUACCGUAUUAGCGAAGCCUAUGAAUACUUUCUUUACAAAAAUACUAUUACAAAGACACUAGAAAAUGUAUGUAUUUUACAAUGUGAUCAAAGAGCAGUAAUUUUAGAGCAUUUAAAUGUUAUUAACUAUUCUUACUAUUACGAUUAUAAUAAUUCUACUAUAGUUUUCACAGAUUAAUCAAUAUUUUUUAUUCUUAUAAUUGUCUUAGAUAUACUGUAUAUACUAUGACCUUUAUUAAUUCAUUACAUUGUUUAAAAAAUUACUAAUUGAUUAUAAUUUGUCUUUAUUUUCUAUGUAUGGUAGAAUAUUUGCAUAUGUGAUUGUAUUUUAUAUAUUUUGGGACUUCCUGCAUACGCAGAGGUUGUAUAAACGGAUUUAAUGAUUUUCAAAAUAAUAUUAUAAUUAAUAAUAAAAAAUUAAUAAUUUUAUGUAAA